AUGGAGGAAGCUGAUAAAGAGGGAAAGAUAACACAAAAGGAACGUCGUCGAAUCGAAGUACAGAAGAGGAAGUUUAGAUUAGAACAGGAACGUGUAUUAAAGCCAGGAGAAUGUAAUAAGUAUAUUAAAGCAGUAAUUUACAAUAAAAUAACUGAAGAAUUGGCUGGAAGUAGAAUAAUACAAAAGUUAACGGAACUAGAUAUGAAGGCUGAAAUAUCAAGUAGUGCUACACCAAAUACAAUAACGUGGAAGCGACAAAUGAAUCAAAAGAUUAUUACUGAGGAUGGAAAAAUCAUCCAGUUUGACGAUGUUGAGAAGGAUGAGCCUUACUUAUUAAUUAUUUUGAUGGCUGAUGAAUUUGCUAAAGCAGUUAAAGAGAAUCAAUUAAUGAAUAUUGUACAAUCUGCUCAGGAAUUAUGUUCAACGGAAGCGAUAUCAACAACUUUAGUAGUUUAUGGAUUGAAGACUUACUGCAGAAAAAACAAGAACAAAAUUGGCAUGAAGGAGACUGAAAUCAAAUUAACACAACUGCAAAUACUUGCUAAUUGUAGUCAUAGAUUGCAUGAAACACCUGAUGAUUUAGCUUUAACAGUUUCACAAAUCAGCAAAGCAAUAGCUGAAGAACCGUUUAAAAGCAAGCAAAAUCACAAACUUGAUCAGGAACAGCUAUUUCUUUGUAGUGAUGUUAAAGUUAAUGUUAUCGAGAAUGAUCCAGACUCAUAUGCUCGUCUUUGGAAUGCUCAAUUAAACUGUCUUCCAAAAGUCACAUUCGACGUUGCUCAAUCAAUUUCUAAAGAAUACCCAAUGCCUAGAAAGCUAAUUGAAGCUUAUAAAACUUGUGAUAAUAAGAAUCAAAUGCUUGCAGAUAUCCAAAUCAUCAAAACUGGUCCAUUAUCAAAAUACCGACGCAUUGGACCUGAAUUGAGCAAGAAAAUUGCAACUUUAUUAACAUCCAGUAAUCCUGAAGAUCUUUUGUAA
Messenger RNA from Chironomus riparius, 978 nucleotides. Lineage: Eukaryota; Metazoa; Arthropoda; Insecta; Diptera; Chironomidae. The record is from the annotation of a GenBank genome assembly.